ACAGGGUGGACAGCUCCGGUCUUCACUAGUGUUGGACAGCUACCAACCCAUUUUUUGUCGAUGUUACUCUAUUUAUUAUGUGAUUGAAGCGACGCCCAUCUGACGAAGCGACAAAACCAGCCAAUACCCCAAGGCCAACAGCAGGAGGACCCGCGAAGAUAAUCCGGCGGAAUCUAAUUCAUCCGACCUUCCCUGCAAAGCCCUCAUCAUGGCCACCUACUCCAAUCAGCACUGGCUGCUUUCGCACAUCCGCAACUCUUUCAUCUCCACGGAUGAGACUGGCAUCUGCGAGACGGUGAUGUUAAGUGAUGACAUGCCGAAGCACUAUUUGCGAAAAUUCGGGAAUGCGGGGGCUGGCGGUGACUUGCAGAGCCAGAGGCGGCGUGGCCAGAAGCCCCCACCGACAGCCACUCCCGAAAGAAACAUUCGCAACCCGGAUGCCCUUCUGCUGGACGUGGACUACAUCUGCUAUCCAGGAUUGGAUUUAAGCGACGAUGAGGAGGACAUGUCCACUCACUCGUUCGACAUACAGAUGUACCCGGAGGUGGGUGCCCAUCGAUUUCGCUCCAACACUGCCCAGAAACUCGAAAAACUAGACAUUGCCAAGCGGCGAGCAGCCCGCAUCAAGAGUAUCAACUACCAGGAGGAAGUGCAACCGCCAGACAGCGAAGAUUUCUUUCGUAGAAAGGAGGUGAAGUGCCCUGACGACAACAGGGCAAAGUCUGCUGAAAAACAAUCAAAAAGUGAUGAGGACGAUCUGUCGGACAACGGAGUGCAAAGCAAACUAACCGAGCAACUGGCCAAGACGCCCAAGCAGACCCAGAAUCGGUUCAUUGAGUUCGCGCGCUUCGACGGCACCUCGCAGGUGGGCUUGCAAACCAAACGCAUCAACGUGUAUCUGAAUAUGCUUCCCGAGCCGGAUCGCAACUAUCCUCUGAAGAUCUGCGUUAUUGCCAGUGCCAAAAUCCAGGAGGUGAUUGGAUUUGUUUGCUACAAGACCUCCAUUCAGUACCCGAAUGUUCCGUUGAAGUCCCUCCAACACUACGCCCUGUACAUGACGGAGGACAACGACGACAUGGAGGACUUUCCGCCCCUGGACAACCGCGAGCCCUGCUCCAAGUUCGGCUUCUCGCAUUUAACCCUGGCCGAACGCCGGGCACUGGCGCCAGUUACUAGAGUGGACUACCACGGCCAACUGGGUACCAAAUCCAUGACUUCCGAGGAGGACAAGGCUGCCCUGGCCGAGGCAGCUGUCAAGGCGUUACAGAACAUCAAUCUAAAUGGCGGAGCUGAUCCGGGAGGGGGAGGGAAGGGAAAGGGAAAAGGAAAAGGAGCAGCAACAGAAGAGAUCGACACCUUCCGUGAGUACGAGAAGCGCCUGUUGAAUCACAACGACAUGCUGGAGGCUCCGAUGCACCGCACCUUCCGCCUAAGCAUCAUCGACAAGAGGUUCUUCAAGUCGGACGUUACUUUGGGCAUCUCCGGGGAACGAAUAGAGAUCGACCAGUGCAAGAACGCAAAGUUUUGGCCACAAAAGAAGCCCGUCUCCACGCCCAUCGACUUGGUGGCCCACUGCGAGAUUGUGGAGAAACGCCAGCUAAAGGCUCUGCUUCGCAUCUGGCUGAAAUCCAACUCCUCGUCGCCCUCCUUCUCUUCCGGUUGCACUUCGGCGCCAAUUAACGCCAGUGUAACCACCCUGAACAUGGGCAGCGGGAGCGGCAGCGCCGGUAUCGCCCACUCACCCAGCAGCCCAGGACACUCGACGUCGGGCUUCUUUACCAACAGCAAUAUCCGGUUCAAGCACUACGACUUCGACACGGACACCCACACGGCGGAGCUGAUAUACAACAAGCUGAACUGCAUCCUGGAGAUGCGAUCGAGCGAUCUGCGGCGCGAGUUCCUACUCCAAAAGGAGCGAAAGCAGGAGAAGCGCCAACUGAAGUUGUAGUAUUUAUUCCUAUGGCGGCGGCUGCUGCUCGUGUGCCUAGCAGGCGGGCUGUCACUGCCACUGCCACGCCCCCGCCUAACCAAACAACCAACACGUCCGCCGGCGUCAGUGUGUCCUGUUUAAUAAGUUGUAUUAGUUGCUAACUAAAGAUUGUGUUACACAUGUUUGCCUAGCCUUUAAGUAUUUAUUAAACUCGCCCAUCAACAAAGCCUGGUCCUGAAAAUAAACAAAGUACGUUGCAAUCUGAAACAGUGCACUGAAAAAUC
Drosophila ananassae is the source of this 2214-nucleotide messenger RNA. It is a transcript of the gene Sin1, whose product is annotated as stress-activated map kinase-interacting protein 1. The record is from RefSeq and is a predicted model, not a curated record. The transcript has 2 exons. Gene Ontology annotation, cellular component: plasma membrane; TORC2 complex; cytoplasm. Gene Ontology annotation, biological process: TORC2 signaling. Gene Ontology annotation, molecular function: phosphatidylinositol-4,5-bisphosphate binding. NCBI's taxonomy places the organism in Eukaryota, Metazoa, Arthropoda, Insecta, Diptera, Drosophilidae. The coding region runs from base 209 to 1948 and encodes 579 amino acids.